Rotaria socialis is the source of this 2061-nucleotide messenger RNA. The record is from the annotation of a GenBank genome assembly. NCBI's taxonomy places the organism in Eukaryota, Metazoa, Rotifera, Eurotatoria, Philodinida, Philodinidae.
AUGAUAUUGAUGAUAUCUAUAGAGUCUAAUUAUGAUUCAUCGAAAAAGUCACUUCCUGCAUCAUUACAAAUACGAACUAAUAAGCAUCGUUGUUUUAUUUUUUGUAUUGGACAUACUUCAUUAACAUGUGUACCAGGUAUUGGUAAGAAAAAUAAGCAAUUAUUAAAUCAAUCUGGCAUACAUGAUUUAACAACACUCUAUUCAAAGUAUCGUUCAAUAGAUAAUAUUGAAGAUUUUAAACAAUGGUUAAUGUAUGAUAUCGGCUUUACAUCGUAUCAAGCAAAUAUGACAACAUGUGGGAUUAGUUCGAAAUUAGGAGAUUUUAAAGACACAUAUACGGGUUUACUACCAAUAUGUUGUUCAUCAAAAGAAAGACGAAAUGAAAAAUAUAGUUUACUAUUGAAUCAUGGCAAUAUCAAUAAACGAUAUCGACAUAUACAAUCAACAAAUGAGAAAAUUAACGAGAGAGAAAUAAAAAGACUGAAAAUCGAAGAAAUCAAAUCUGAAAAGCGACUGAUAAAUUCAUUUCAUGAUCAAAUAGAGUAUGAAUCUUCUGAUAAUCAAAUAUCGCAGCAAACAACUACCGAUGUCAGCAUUGAUUCACAGAAACAAAAAUGUCCGUCACUAGAGCAAAUAUCGCUGUCUCAUGAAUUUCCCAUGGAUAAUUUAUCACUUGAGAUUGUUAAAUUCAACCCAGCAACAACUAACUUAAAAUUAAACAAUUCUACAUCAUCUCAACAAUUACACCUAAAUUCUAUUUUCAAUAGCAUCGAGCAAACAUUAUCAAUAAAAGAAUCACUCAAUGUUUCUUCAAAAGUAGAUUCUGAGCUGACCAAAUUUAAACACAAUCGAGAUCAAGAACAGAUAAAUGAAAUAACAACAGAAAAAUCUUCAAUCACUCAUAAGUCUACACUUGUAAAAGUCGGUUCAAACCUAUUAACCGAAUCGCUCAUAGAAGAAAACUCUCAAGCGGAAAGAAAUGAAGAGUUACCGGCAAUGGAUCACAAUAAUUUAACUAUGUUAUGUGAGUCUUCAAGUGACAGUGAAGACAAACUUAAUGGAAUAUCUGCUUCAGCUCAAGAGAAGUUGCAAUUCACAGUAGAAGUUAUACAAGAUGAAAAAGAUGAACUACUUUCUGCAAUAGAAAUUUCACCGAAUUCAACGUUUAAAAAAAAUCUUUCAAGAAAAUCGAUCCUACGCAGCACACAAUCGAAUUCAUCAUCGCACUUCGAUACUAGUGUUCUCUUAGCGUCAAUUAAACAACAAGAACGUACACAAACUAAAUUAUUUUCAAAAAUAAAAUCGUCGAUAACUGAGUCGACAAAAACUAUAAUUAACGAUAAAACUAAUUUAGGAAAAACUUCAAAAUCAACUGAAGUAAACAAUAAGAGUAUCUCAGCCAUUAGACGAUCCUAUGCUCUACUGCCAGUUUCGACACCAGCCUCUAAUAAUCCUUCAUCAAAAAAAGAAAAUGACCUUGAUCAAGAUGAAGUACUAGCAUUCAGUCAAAUCAUGAAUGAUACAAAUGGGUGCAAUAGAAAGUAUUCUCUACCCACAAGUAGAUCUUAUUUCAAUCAGACGCUGAUCAUAAAUCUUAAAUAUUUUACAGCCAAAUUAAUAAGUUCAACAGUAAACCUAUCGAGUGUAAUGUCCGACAAUAAACCACAAGAACAUAGGAUUCAAAAUUUUGAAGAAGAAAUUGAAAAAAUGAUCUCUCACAUAAUGAACCAAGCUUUACAGAUUGCUCACGAAGCUAGAAAAUCGUCAGAACUUCACAGGCCGCCAUUUGUGAUUCAAAGUUACAAUGAGCAAGUACAAUCUACAAUAUUAUCACCAAUGGUCAAAUCGAAAAGUAAAGAUAGUCGAUGUCUCGCAUUACUAGAACAAGAUAGUAUUGUAAGAAACGCAACUUCUCAAAUUCGAAUAGAUCAAUAUCAAAAUAAUACAACAAACAUCAAAGAAAAUUCUUCUGACAACUCCAAGCCUAAACAUAUUCAACAAGAUUAUAGCAAUAUACUUUCCACGGUGAAUCCCAUGUCACUAUCAAAUACAGGUUCUUAA